This is a messenger RNA of Lethenteron reissneri (Far Eastern brook lamprey), 1275 nucleotides long. RefSeq names its product zinc finger protein 84-like. Gene Ontology annotation, cellular component: nucleus. NCBI's taxonomy places the organism in Eukaryota, Metazoa, Chordata, Hyperoartia, Petromyzontiformes, Petromyzontidae. Gene Ontology annotation, biological process: regulation of transcription by RNA polymerase II. The record is from RefSeq and is a predicted model, not a curated record. Gene Ontology annotation, molecular function: RNA polymerase II cis-regulatory region sequence-specific DNA binding; DNA-binding transcription activator activity, RNA polymerase II-specific.
UCUGUGUGUGGGAAGUCUUUUUCAUGGUUAUCACAUCUUAAGAGACACCAGAGAACACACACGGGCGAGAAGCCGUUCCUGUGCUCUGUGUGCGGGAAGACAUUUGCACGGUCAUCACAUCUUCAGAGUCAUCAGAAAACACACACGGGCGAGAAGCCAUUCCUGUGCUCUCCAUUCAAUUGCUCUGUGUGUGGGAAGGCAUUUUCACGGCCAUCACAUCUUCAGAGACACCAGAGAACACACACGGGCGAGAAGCAAUUCCCGUGCUCUGUGUGUGGGAAGGCAUUUGCACACUCAUCAACUCUUCAAAACCACCAGAGAACACACACGGGCGAGAAGCCAUUCCUGUGCCCUGUGUGUGGGAAGACAUUUGCACAGGCAUCAAAUCUGCAAGAUCAUGAGAAAACACACACGGGCGAGAAGCCAUUCCUGUGCCCUCUGUGUGGGAAGACAUUUGCACAGUCUUCACAUCUUCAGAGUCACCAGAGAACACACACGGGCGAGAAGCCAUUCCUGUGCCCUGCGUGUGGGAAGGCAUUUUCACAGUCGUCAACUCUUUACAGGCAUCAGAAGGUCCACAACGGAGACAAGAAGCCAUUCAAUUGUUCUGUGUGUGGGAAGUCCUUUUCAUGGCCAUCACAUCUUCAUAGACACCAGAGAACACACACGGGAGAGAAGCCAUUCCUGUGCCCUGUGUGUGGGAAGACAUUUGCACGGUCAUCACAUCUUCAGAGUCAUCAGAGAACGCACACUGGCGACAAGCCAUUCCUGUGCCAUGUGUGUGGGAAGGCAUUUGCACACUCGUCAACUCUUCAAGACCAUCAGAAAUCACACACGGGAGAGAAGCCAUUCCUGUGCCCUGUGUGUGGUAAGACUUUUGCAAAGUCAUCACAUCUUCAAGACCAUCAGAAAACACACACGGGCGAGAAGCCAUUCCUGUGUCCUGUGUGUGGGAAGAAAUUUGCACAGUCAUCACAUCUUCAGAGUCAUCAGAGAACACACACGGGCGAGAAGCCAUUCCUGUGCCCUGUGUGUGGGAAGGCAUUUGCACAGUCAUCAACUCUUCAGAGUCAUCGGAAAACACACACGGGCGAGAAGCCAUUCCGGUGCCCUGUGUGUGGGAAGACAUUUGCACACUCGUCAACUCUUCAAGACCAUCAGAAAACACACACGGGCGAGAAGCCAUUCCUGUGCCCUGUGUGUGGGAAGGCAUUUGCACAGUCAUCAACUCUUCAAACUCAUCAAAGAACACACACGGGGGUGAAGCCAUUCCUG